CUCAGCAGCAUUCAUUGGAAUCAUUGGAGGAAGUGUAGCGCUCGUAAUUGGAAUACCUUUCAAUGCGACGACAAUCUAUACAUUGAUACGUACCAAAAAACUCCACAAUAUAACAUACUUUUUAAUGGGAUAUAUAUGUGUCUGCGAUUUGACACUCUCUUCUUUCAGUAUACCAAUCGUAAUAAUAGCUGACGUUUCUAAAAAAUGGAUUUUUGGACAAUUAUUUUGUGAAUAUUUCUCCUUCAUAAAUAACAACUUAGUUGGGAUUCAACUUCAGACUCUUCUUUUAGUCUCGUUAAAUCGUUGUUUCCUGAUGUGCCUCCCAAAUGUGAAUCAGGUUUUGUUCAGUAAAAUGGGACUAACAAUACUUUCGAUGCUAACGUUUAUAUUAAGUACUUUCGUACUCUUCUGGCCACUACCACGAUUAUGGGGAAGAUACGGCUAUAGCCCUCUCAAAAAUUCAUGCACAUUUCUAGAUAUUGGAGAUGGCUUCACCGCCUUUGCGACCAUGAUGGCUUUCGGAUUCCCCAUAACAGGGAUCGUGAUAUGCUAUUCCUGCAUUUUUAUCAAGGUCAGAAAUCACCAACGAAAUAUCUCAAAUCGUUUACAUUUAAAUGAAUUGAAAAACCCACAUAAGGAUUUAAAUGACCAUGAAGCCCCGAAACAGGAGGGUCAAUUGAAGAAGCAGAAGAAAUCAUCAUUCAAUAAGGAAUUAAAGAUGACGAAAAUGAUGGUUGCUGUGAUAGGUCUAUAUAUCCUUUGUUACAUGCCUAUUAUGUUUACAUUGGCCAUCGACAAGAACGUGAAAGCACCAGCGAUGCAUCGACUUGGAGUUGUUUUGGUCUGGAGCUAUGGAAUUUUGAAUAACAUUAUUUUUCUUCGCAUGAACUCGCUUUUUAGGGACGCUUAUUUCACACAGUUUGAAAUACUCAGGUGUAGAAAAUAUUGCCAAGUGACGGGAACAGAUAUCGAUGGACAGAGCCAGACACAGAGUGUUACACAAGCAGUAUCGCAUCAAUAAAAUACAAAAUGUUCCCAAGAAAAUAAGGAUGUGUUUUCAUAUGCAAAAUUAAUGGAAAUCAUGAAUUUAACAUGGAAAAGUUGAAAUGUCCCUAAAAACAACAGGAGAUUUUGUGAAAACUAACGGAGAAAAAUCGCCUGUUGCCUGCUGCUAGUGAAACCCCUGGGACAGGGACUUUGGC
Molecule: messenger RNA, 1202 nt
Organism: Owenia fusiformis
Lineage: Eukaryota; Metazoa; Annelida; Polychaeta; Sabellida; Oweniidae
Source: the annotation of a GenBank genome assembly